Molecule: messenger RNA, 651 nt
Organism: Ichthyophthirius multifiliis
Lineage: Eukaryota; Ciliophora; Oligohymenophorea; Hymenostomatida
Exons: 1
Source: RefSeq, a predicted model, not a curated record
UGAUUAUCUUAAAUAUAGUCAUCUUUUAAAGUAAUAUGUUAUUCAAGAGAAUAUUCUUUUUAAUUAUCAACAAUGACAUUAUUUUAUUUUAACUUAGUAGAAUUUUAAGAGUUUUAUGAUUAGAAAAUAUUAUAUUUUUAAAUAGUUUUAUUCAACUUUAAUUUACGAGAAUUCUAUUAUUUAGACUCUUAUUUGUUUUAUACUUACCUUUUAUAAGAUUCUAUAAAUCUAUGACUAACAUUUUUUUAUCUUUUCCUUUAGAUUUUUUCUUCAGGGAAUAAGGAAUUCCAGAUUUCGAAUAUUCCUCUAUAUUGUUAAUUGUUUAUAAAAUGGAAAAUAAAUAAGGCAAAAGCACGUUUCCAAAUUAAGCUUUACUAAUCUUUAACCUCUAUUUAGCUACUAGUUUAUUCAACCACUAUAUUUAGUAAAUAGUUCUUAAAGUUAUUUAUUUAGUUAUAUUUUUCAAGUUCACUUAUAUAUCCAACCAUUAUUAGAAUAUAUUUGGCCUCUUUUAUACAUGAGUAUUAUUUUAAUAUGUAAUCAGUAAUAUCUUUGACUCUCUACAUAUUUAAAUGAUAUUUCAAGAAUUAUCCCGCAUAAUCUUCCAAAAAAUAAUUAUUUAUUGAAUUCUGAAAAUGAUUAUUUAAAAAA